GAUGCGCGGCCCCUUUAAGGGGAGUGCCCGGAAGGGCCCCGCCCCCGCCCCGCAGCGCACCGGCCCCGGUUGGGGCGCGGUUCGGUGGCUGCGGCCCUAAGGUGGGGUUGGGGGCGGGGGGGGGGGCGGUGGUGAGACCGGUGUGGGACAUGGCGGGGAACCGCUUACCGGGCUUGUUACCGGGCUUGUUACCGGGCUUGUUAGCGCUGCUGCUGGGGGCCGCCGCCGCUUUCAACCUGGACCGAACCUUCCCGGUGCUCAAGGAGGGCUCGACCCCCGGAGGCUUCUUCGGGUUCUCGGUAGCGUUGCACCGGCAAACGGAGCGGAGGGAGCGGUGCCUGCUGCUGGUGGGGGCCCCCCGAGACGUGGAGCCAGUGAGCAGCAGCCGGACAGGAGCUGUCUAUGCCUGUCCCCUCACCCCUGCCACCCGCGACUGCCAGCGCCUGGGCAUCGAGCUGAAGAGUGAGCCAGACAAGGCCAUCAUCGAUGACAUGUGGCUGGGGGUGACAGUCGCCAGCCAGCGGCAGCCGGCGGGGAGGGUCCUGGCCUGUGCCCACCGCUACACCAAGGUGCUGUGGUCGGGCAGCGAGGACCAGCGGCGCAUGGUGGGCAGGUGCUACGUGCGGGGCAACGACCUGGGCCUGAACAUCAGCGACGAGUGGCAGACCUACCACAACGAGAUGUGCAACUCCAACACCGACAGCGACGAGACUGGCAUGUGCCAGAUGGGCGCCAGCGCCGGCUUCGCCGCCAACAUCAUCUACUUCGGGGCGCCUGGCGCCUACAACUGGCAGGGUACUGACUACAUGCUGCAGCGGGAGAUGUGGGACCUGCACGACUUCUCCUACCCCAACACCAAGAGUGGCAACACCUACAUAGGGUACACGGCGGAGGUGGGCAGCGCCGUGCUGCAGCAGGACAGGGUGACGAUGGUGACAGGAGCCCCUCGCUACAACCACACCGGCGCCGUCUACCUGCUGAGCCGCAGCCCGCAGCAGGCGCUGCAGAGGAGCCUCCUCCUGCCCGGCCACCAAGUGGGCUCCUACUUCGGCAGCGCCCUGGCCCUGGCAGACCUCAACAACGACGGGUGGCAGGACCUGGUGGUGGGGGCCCCCUACUACUUCCAGCGGAAGCAGGAGGUGGGGGGCGCAGUCUACGUCUACAUGAACGAGGUGGGGCAGUUCCAGCCGCAGCCCAGCCUGCGCCUCACCGGCCCCAGCGGCUCUGCCUUCGGCCUCGCCCUGGCCAGCAUCGGGGACCUCAACCAGGAUGGCUUCCAGGACAUCGCCGUGGGGGCUCCUUUCGAGGGACCUGGCAAGGUCUACAUCUACCACAGCAGUGCCCGAGGGCUGCUGGACACACCCCGGCAGGUGAUCAGUGGGUCAGACCUGGGCCCUGCCAGCAUGAGGACCUUUGGGUACUCGCUGAGUGGGGGCCUGGACGUGGAUGGCAACUCCUACCCUGACCUGCUGGUGGGCAGCUUGGCAGAGAGGAUUGUCCUGCUCAGGGCUCGCCCUGUGAUCAACAUCUUGGACAAGACCUUCAUGGUGACCCCCAGCAAGGUGGACCCUGCCCGGUGCACCCCCGACUCCUGCAUCACGGUGACCCUUUGCUUCUCCUACGAGCAGAGUGCUGCAGACCCCAAGUACCAGGAGGAGAUCACUCUGGAGUACUUCCUGGAGGCUGACAGGGAUCGGCACCCCCCCAGGGUCAGGUUUUUGGGCACACACUCAGCCUCCUACCGUGGCACCUUCAUCAUGCCUGGCACCCGCUGCCAGUCCAAGGAGCUGCUGCUGCUGGACAACAUCCGGGACAAGCUGCACCCCAUUGUGCUCUCCAUGAACUACUCCCUGCUGGAGCAGCCCAGGAGCUUCCAGCUCGGCCCCCACUCCCUGGACGCCUUCCCCGUCCUCAACCAGGACCAGUCCCACGAGAACGAGACCAAGGUGGAGUUCCAGAAGGAGUGUGGCUCCGACAACAAAUGCUACAGCAACCUGCAGCUGCAGAGCAGCUUCCUCACCGACCAGAACCAGCCCCUGCCCAGGGUGAAUGGGACCCAGGUGCUGCAGUACAGCAGGGACACGAGGAAGCUCUUCCUGAGCAUCAACAUCACCAACGUCCCGAGCAGCCCUGCCAACGGGGAGGAUGCCCACGAGGCUCUGCUCAACGUCACCGUGCCAGGCAGCCUCCUGCCCUCCUCCGUGCGCCCGAGUGGAGCCUGCACCUUCAUGGAGACAGUGCUCUGUGAGCUGGGCAACCCUUUCAAGAGGAACCAGAGGGUGAGUGCUCCCCACGGCCCCCCCUGCCCUCCUCCCGGGGCUGGCAUGGAGCUGAGGGUCCAUGGUCCCUGUGUGCUGCAGGCAGAGCUGAUCAUCACCUUCGAGGCCAUCGGGAUCAUGCUGGACACUCGGGAGAUCUCCGUGUGGAUGGAGCUGUCCACGCAAAGCACCCAGGAGGACUUGCAGCCUGUGCUGGCCAAGCUGCUGGUGGACUACAGCAUCCAGUCCUCACUGACCAUAGCCUUCUCCCACACCCAGUCACACUUCAGUGGCACAGUGGUGGGGGAGUCAGCCAUGAGGAAGGAGCAGGACGUGGGCAGCCCACUCAGCUUCGACUUCCAGGUGACCACCAAGGGCGAAUCGCUGGGCAGCCUGGGCACCAUCCUGCUGGGCUUCGAGUGGCCCUACGAGAUCCCCAACGGCAAAUGGCUCCUGUACCCCACCCAGAUCCUGGUCAACGGCAACGAGAGCUGCCAGCCCCCCGGGGGGGUCAUUAACCCCCUCAACCUCACCCUGCUGGAGGAGCAGGAACCAUCCCGGCAGAGACGGGAGCUGGAGGCCCCCGAGCCAGGAGAGCCCCCCCCGACCCUGGCCACUGCCAAGAAAGCCAAGUCAGAAGUGGUGCUGAGCUGCUCCAAGGGCACCGCUCGCUGCGUCUGGUUCGAGUGCCCUCUGCUGCACACACAGCACCCAACCACCUUCAGCCUCCGUGCCCGCGUCUGGAACAGCACUUUCAUCGAGGAGUACCACGACUUUGACCGGGUGAAGGUGGAUGGCACAGCCACGCUCUUCCUCCGCACCCACGUGCCCACCAUCACCAUGAGGAACCACAGCGUGCGGUUCUCGGUGGAUGUGGACUCGGAGCUGACGGAGGAGCAGCCUGCCGAGAUCGCGCUGUGGCUGGUGCUGGUGGCGGUGGCUGCAGGGCUGCUGCUGCUGGGGCUCAUCAUCCUCCUGCUCUGGAAGUGUGACUUCUUCCACCGGCCCCGUUACUACCGGAUCAUGCCCAAGUACCACGCGGUGAGGAUCCGGCAGGACCAACGCUACCAGCCCGGCGGCCUCCUGCCCCGCCGGCACAAGAAGCUCUGGGUGACCAAAUGGCAGGAGCCGGACAAGUACUACUGACCCCCCCAGCCCCCCCAGGCCUCCUGCCCGGGGAGCACCAGGACCCCCCUGUGACUUUGCACAAGCUGAUCCCGCCCUGGCCCCAUCCCACGUCCCGGUGCUGGCUUCCUCCCGCUCCUGUCUGCUCCUCCAGGCUCUCGCACGCUCACGGGGACGAGCUCCGAGUGUCCCCUCCCCCCCCACGCCACACCUCCCCGACGUGACCGCUGCUGGUCUCACCGAGUGCCUUCUCCCCGCACAGACACUCCUGCCACGUCCUCACCCGUGGGGAAACUUCCCUGCACACGAGGACAGGUCCUUGCACGCUGGGACACGCCUGUGUGUCCCCCCCCACUCCUGCAUCCCCCCCACCCGCUGCUGACGCAGGCCCCUGGGUGCAAGAGCCUCUGCUCUCCCCGUGCUGGAGGGGAGGGGUGGUUGGAGCUUCGUUUCUCCACCUUCCUCCUCCUCUUCCUCUUCCCCAAAGCACUGCAGGAGCCCGAUCCUGGAUGUUCCCCCCCACCAAAUCCUUUUCCCACUCUGCCUUGCAGGUGGGGGGGUGCCCCCUCCCACCCCCCCUCAGCCUUACCCGCGGGGGUCCGUCCCGCCCCCUGGACGCCGCCCCAGGGGUUAAGUUAUUCCCUGUGCCUCUCGCUGGGGUUCGGUGUUGAGCUGGUACUGGGGGCUGUGGGAGGGGGAGGUCCUGCACCGCCCCCCCCCGGCCCCUGCUCAUGCCUCGUCCCUGCCCGCUGCUGGGGCCCAAUAAAUCCGGGAUUUGUAA
Pogoniulus pusillus (Red-fronted tinkerbird) is the source of this 4164-nucleotide messenger RNA. It is a transcript of the gene ITGA3, whose product is annotated as integrin subunit alpha 3. Lineage: Eukaryota; Metazoa; Chordata; Aves; Piciformes; Lybiidae. The record is from RefSeq and is a predicted model, not a curated record. Gene Ontology annotation, molecular function: integrin binding. Gene Ontology annotation, cellular component: integrin complex; external side of plasma membrane. The coding region runs from base 150 to 3404 and encodes 1084 amino acids. Gene Ontology annotation, biological process: leukocyte migration; cell-cell adhesion; integrin-mediated signaling pathway. The transcript has 24 exons.